AUGUUCCAUGUUCCACCACCAACGCGCAUCUGCGGUCUAUUUCGAGAAGACGACGAAGCCUCUAUUCAUACCUACCUGACCAGCUUCUGCUACCUUACUUUGGGUAGGGCUGAGGAGAAGGAAGGAAGACUGCUUCCGUCUUGUCGAUGGUCUCAUCUUGACCCUUACACCAUUCACGACGAGAUGCUACUAUUUUUGCUAGAGGUUUUACUCCUCGGAGCGCUGCUCCUUGGACUCGUUUACUACUUUCUUCUCUUGCCUCCUAGAUACCCGCAAAACAUCCCGGCGAUACCGUUCUGGGUAGCCCUCAUUCCCUUCUUUAAGGACGUUGACCAGUCGGACAUUUUCCGUCAGUACAUCGACAAGCCGCUGCGUACUCAUGGAGCAGUCAAAAUUUUCUUUGGCGCGCAAUGGAACAUCUUGGUACAUCGUCCCUCGUAUCUGGUUGAAAUAUUCAAAGACGAGGAUUUGUACGAGAAGAGCGGCAACCAGAAGAAAAUCCCACACAGCGUCCUGGCAGAGUUCCUUGGCGACAAUAUUAUCUCGGCAAGAGGCGACGUCUGGAAGAACUAUCGGUCGGUCAUCAAGCCAGGCCUCCAGAGGAAUUUCGAUGGCGAAAUCAUCGAAAGCAACGCAGUCAGCCUGUGCCGUCUCCUUCGUGAAUCCCAAAAGCGGGCCGGCAGCGGAGGCGGUGGCGUUGCUGUGCAGGACCUGUUGCAGCGGUAUUCCGUCUCCAACUUCACCGAAGCCGUCUUGGGUACGAAGUUGCAUGCACUCGACAGGGCAGAUGCUCCUAUCAAUCUCCUCCAGACGGCGGUCAAGAGGGAGAUCUUCAAGCCCAUCUUUAUGAGCUUUCCAUUCCUCGACAGGUUGCCGCUCAAGUCUCGCUUGGCGGCCCGACGCACUGUGGGCCUGUUCAAGAACGAGCUCAAACGCGCGCUGCAGGCGAGCCACCACAUGCCUAUGGAGAAGACAUCAUCCCUGUCAGACCAAUCCGACGACAAACUCGGCCAGCGCAUGCUCGACGCCAGAGCAUCGGGCAUGUGGGAUGAGAAGCAGCUCCUCGACAACCUCACCGUGUCAUUCGUGGCCGGUCAAGAGAACCCACAGCUGCUCAUGAUAUCGAGCCUGUAUCUUUUGGCGAAACAUCCUGAGGCGCAAGAGGCUUUGCGCCAAGAAAUCCUUUCCAAGGAUGCCAAGUCUUCAGCAGAUCUGGCCAAAGAAGACAUGCCGUAUCUCACCUCGCUCAUCUACGAGUGCUUGCGCUUGUUCCCUCCCAUUGGUCAAUUGAUCAACCGGAAGGCUGCGGAGACGGCGCUGCUAGGCGGCGACGUCGUAAUCCCAAAAGGGACAUAUGUCGGCUACCACUGCUACUCAACAAACCGAUGCCCGACUGCGUGGGGUCCCACAGCAGACAAGUUUGACCCCGGACGGUGGGGAUCAUCCUCAGAAGUUAUUCAGCAAAACUACCGCCGCCGUCGGGUAAGGGGGGAGUGGAUCAGCUUUCAUGGUGGCAAACGCGCGUGCCUCGGAGAGAAAUUCGCAAUGUUGGAAAUGAGGACCACCCUGAUCCAGCUGGUCCGCGAAUUCUCCUUCGCUUUGGACCCGAUGUGGGUUGACCGCAAGACUCCGGUAAGUUUAAGCCUGUUGCUGCCUAUGUGCCCGCGGUAG
Colletotrichum paranaense is the source of this 1671-nucleotide messenger RNA. RefSeq names its product cytochrome P450. Gene Ontology annotation, molecular function: oxidoreductase activity, acting on paired donors, with incorporation or reduction of molecular oxygen; iron ion binding; heme binding. The record is from RefSeq and is a predicted model, not a curated record. The coding region runs from base 1 to 1671 and encodes 556 amino acids. NCBI's taxonomy places the organism in Eukaryota, Fungi, Ascomycota, Sordariomycetes, Glomerellales, Glomerellaceae. The transcript has 8 exons.